UAGAAGAAAAGUACUACAAUCAAGUAAUAUUAUAAUCGAAUUACAUAAAACAACAGAUAUAUAUAUCAAUAAAAUUGAAGAACCUGAAACUAUAAGCAUAGCUUGAACACCCUCUUACUAGCAUGAACAAUAUACACUCAUUUACUAGCAUGAACACCCUCUUACCUACGAACUUUUCCACCCUAAUUCAUUUCCUUCGUAUCUUUGUAUCUAAGGUCAUGACCUCUGUACACUAUAACUACGUCAUGUCAAGUCUGAUUAUCUCUCCUCAAUAUUUCUUCUAUUUACCUCUACUUCUCUCUUCAUUGAACUCAUCCCUAGUCAAUCUCUCGUACCUACGCACUGACACAUACAUGUGUCUUCUCAUCACAGAUCCAAAUUAUCUCAAUAUCACUUUCUGCAUCUUAUCUUCCACUGAAGGCACUAUCAAAACACAACAUUUUAAAAGGACUUACAUACCUACACUCAUUGUUAUCUCAUUUUAUGAGACGAUUUACAUGAUUCAAAAUCAUGUCAGAGCACAUAAAUUUUUUUCUAUUCUAAGACUAUAUUAUCCUAUUCAAAUUUAUGUGCUCGGACAAAAAAGAAAAGAAUAAUAAUAGUCAAAAUAGAGAGCCACACAAAUUUAAAUCAGUGACUAGAAUAAGUUUUAGACUAAAUAAAACAAGUUGAUGGACCCAAAAGAAGAUUACAAAUUUAACUCCACCAUGUAACCUUAAACCCAUCUUCUGUCCAUUUACGGAAGAAGUCACAACACACUUGCUACAUGGGCGCAUGCGGCAUUGAAUUUAUUUGAACUCAAUAAUUUGAAUCGAACAAAUUUAUAUGUAAAUAUUCACAAAUGAUUUUAAUUGAUUUUGUUCAUAGUCGAACAUAAUUUUAAUUUUUAAAUAUAAAUAUACGAAUAUCACUUCAAAAACAAAAGUUUUUUUUUUUCAAUUUUCAUGAUCAAGUUUAAAUGGUGGUGCUUGGAAGCUCUGUUUUCUCAUCAAUCUACUCACGUUAACCUUCACUAUAAAUAUAGUACUUGCUCAAGUUUUCCAAAUUCAAUUCACUCAAUAGCCAUAGCCAUGGAAGAAGAACAAUCACACUCCAAAAUCGAUCAAUCUCCUAAUAAUUUCUCCAUAGCCGUAGAUUAUGAUCACAAAGCCACAGAAUUCCGCCCAUUUUCAUUAUCUUCACCUCACAUGCGAGCUUUCCAUCUCGCAUGGCUCUCUCUAUUUUCAUGUUUCUUCUCUACUUUCGCAAUCCCUCCACUUCUCGAAGUUAUUCGUAAGGAUCUCAAUCUCACCCAAACUGAUAUCGGCACAGCCGGAAUCGCCUCCUUCGUCGGUUCAAUUUUCUCCCGCCUUGCGAUGGGACCUGCCUGCGACGUCUUCGGUCCACGUGUUGCCUCCGCCACACUAUCACUCCUCACUGCUCCGGUAGUCCUCUCCACUUCUCUAAUCUCCUCUGCGAAAAGCUUCAUAUUAGUUCGUUUCCUCAUCGGAUUUAGCUUGGCUAAUUUCGUAGCGAGUCAAUUUUGGAUGAGCUCUAUGUUUUCCGGAUGUACUGUUGGGCUUGCUAAUGGAUUCGCUGCCGGUUGGGCAAAUGUAGGAUCUGGCGUGACUCAAUUAGUCAUGCCGCUCGUAUAUACUCUGUUCACUACCUGCUUCAACAUUCCUUCGUUCAUUUCAUGGCGUAUUGCGUUCAUUUUCCCAGCGAUAUUUCAAGCGGCGACAGCGAUUUUGGUACUCGUAUACGGCCAGGACUUACCUGAUGGAAACUACAAACGUAAAAUUACAAAUAAUCAAAGUGAAAACGUACUUUUUAAUGGGCUGAAGAAUUACAGGGGAUGGAUAUUGGGAUUGACGUAUGGAUUUUGUUUCGGAGUUGAAUUGACUACCGAUAAUAUAAUAGCAGCGUACUUUUACAAUCGGUUUCAUGUGAAUAUUGAAAUGGCAGGGGCGAUUGCAGCGAGCUUUGGGCUAGCGAAUUGUGUGUCGAGGCCUGUGGGCGGGAUUGUUUCUGAUAAAAUGGGGAAGAGAUUUGGGAUGAGAGGGCGGUUAUGGAGUUUGUGGGCGGUGCAGACGGUGGCUGGAUUGAUGUGCGUGCUGCUUGGCCGAGUAAAUACAAUUUUGGCGUCUGUUCUGGUUAUGGCGUGCUUUUCGUUGUUUGUUCAAGCUGCUUCGGGACUCACGUUUGGCAUUGUGCCAUUCGUAUCCAAAAGGUCGUUGGGUGUAAUAUCAGGCAUGACAGGAAGUGGUGGGACUUUAGGCGCAGUUAUAACACAGCUCCUGCUAUUUUCAGGCAAAGAUCAUCACCAAAUGAAGGAAUAUUGAAGGCCCAAAAACACUGUGGACAGUUAUGUUGGGCCAUCGAGUCUAUCGUUACUUCCUGGACCAAAUUUGAGGGCUCAUACAAAUUGUUAAGUUGUUUUAAAAUGGGAAUUUUUUGCGUAUAUCCACUCAAAAAUUACUUAAUCAUGCUCCAUAGCAAUGAUUUGCUAAUUACGAUUCGUAGAUACAUAUUAGGGGUAGGAGAGAGUCAAGGGAGAGAGGGUAUAUUGUGAAGAGAGGUGAACUCUAUGUGUAUAUUUGUCAAAUUGUAUAUGUAUAUCUGUCAAAUAAUUGUAUAUAUGUAACUGGCAUACAUAUGUAUUUGUAUAUCUGGCAAGCGAAAUUGAGAGAGGAAAGAGAGAGGCGGGUGAGAGAGAGGAGAAAGACAAAUUGUAUAUAUACAUAUGUAUGAUUUGUAUUUGUAUUUGUAUAUAUUUAAGCAACGUACUUACAGUUAAAA
This is a messenger RNA of Solanum lycopersicum (tomato), 2778 nucleotides long. RefSeq names its product high affinity nitrate transporter 2.7. Gene Ontology annotation, cellular component: plasma membrane. NCBI's taxonomy places the organism in Eukaryota, Viridiplantae, Streptophyta, Magnoliopsida, Solanales, Solanaceae. The record is from RefSeq and is a predicted model, not a curated record. Gene Ontology annotation, molecular function: nitrate transmembrane transporter activity. Gene Ontology annotation, biological process: nitrate transmembrane transport; cellular response to nitrate.